AUGGAGUCCUACGUGGAGACUAUCCUCAGAAUUGAAUACUUGGACCAAGUGACGUUGGAGGCACUUCGGCUCUACCCUCCCGUGGCCGGAUUUAUCACGAGAACCUGCGAAAAAGACUAUCACUAUAAGAGUCUGAAGAUUCCUAGUGGGAUGACUAUUUUGAUUCCGGUGCACCAACUACACCGCGACCUCAAUCUCUGGAACCAACCUGAAGCCUUUGACCCGGACAGAUUCAGCGCUUGUAACAAGAGCAUCUUGAACUCCGUGCAGUAUCAAGCAUUCGGAAAUGGACCACGGCGCUGCAUGGGCAUGCGUUUUGCUCAGCUGGAAUUGAAGAUCGCAUUUGCCAAGAUCUUGGCAAACUACAGCUUGUUUCUCGACGAGAGGCACUUUGGGGCAAAUCAACUUAAACUGAAGACUUCGUUCAUCUUCGCCAAUCCUCGCGAUGGUGUUUGGAUCAAGCUCAAGAAGGUUUCCCGUCAGUCUUGCGACAACAAAGCAUCGUGA
Molecule: messenger RNA, 507 nt
Organism: Ixodes scapularis (black-legged tick)
Lineage: Eukaryota; Metazoa; Arthropoda; Arachnida; Ixodida; Ixodidae
Product: cytochrome P450 3A19-like
Exons: 4
Coding region: 1-507 (168 amino acids)
Molecular function (GO): iron ion binding; monooxygenase activity; oxidoreductase activity, acting on paired donors, with incorporation or reduction of molecular oxygen
Source: RefSeq, a predicted model, not a curated record